CGGACAUCUCUUCCGCUCCAGUCUAAUCUCCGUCGCCGAAAACCGCUACUCCAUCCGCCGCCGCCGCUCUUCUCCUUCUCCCUCCAACAUUCCCCAACUGUAACGUCCCCCUACAGUUCACGCGGUUGAUAGUUGGCCUUCCAGCACAAAAACUUGAGCUUCUUCCCUUCAUCCUCGAAACCACUUGUUUUCAACCGAGCUCCGAAAUUCAUACUGAACUGUGGCAGGGGAGACCGUAAACGAAGCGAGAAUGAGCUCAGCAGGCAUUCCAAAGGAAGCAAUCGAAGUGAUUGCACAGACCGUAGGAAUUACGAAUCUCUCCCCUGAGGUUUCGCUCGCACUUGCUCCUGAUGCCGAGUACCGACUCCGUGAAAUUAUGCAGGAAGCAAUCAAGUGCAUGCGCCACGCUAGGAGAACCACUUUGACCGGCGACGAUGUAGAUAGCGCUCUUACCUUGAGAAACGUCGAGCCUGUAUAUGGGUUCACCUCCAAGGACUCUCUGCGAUUCAAGAGAGCUGGUGGGUUUAAGGAUCUUUACUACGUUGAUGACAAGGUUGUGGAGUUUAAAGAUGUCAUGGAAUCGCCUUUACCGAAGCCUCCUCUGCACACUGCAGUUACUGCUCACUGGCUAGCGAUUGAAGGAAUUCAGCCCGCAAUUCCUGAGAAUCCUCCCGUUGAAGUCCUAACAGCAACUGCUGAUGCGAAAAGGUCAGAGUAUAAGGAAGAUGGUCUUCCUGUUGAUAUUAGAUUACCCGUCAAGCAUGUGCUAUCAAGAGAACUUCAGCUGUACUUUGAAAAGAUCAAGGUCCUAACCAUGAGGAGGCCUGACUCGGUCAUAUUCAAGCAAGCAUUACUGAGCUUGGCAACAGACUCAGGACUGCAUGCUUUAGUGCCUUAUUUCACACACUUUAUUGCCGAUGAGGUUGCGAGGAAUUUAAAUAACUUCUCUCUUUUGUUUGCACUGAUGCGCGUUACCCGAAGUCUGACCCAGAACUCCCACAUUCAUAUAGAACCUUAUCUACACCAACUCCUGCCAUCUAUUCUUACCUGCUUGGUUGCCAGAAGAUUGGGACACAGAUUAACAGACAAUCACUGGGAGUUAAGGAAUUUCACAGCCAAUCUUAUUGGUUCAAUAUGCAAAACAUUUGGGCAUCUUUAUCACAAUCUCCAACCACGUAUCACAAGGACCCUGGUUCAUGCAUUCCUCGACCCAACAAAGUCCUUGACUCAACAUUAUGGUGCAAUACAAGGACUAGCAGCUCUUGGACCCAGUGUGGUUCGACUGCUUAUACUACCAAACCUAGAGCCAUAUUUGUUGCUUAUUGAACCUGACAUGCAACUUGAGAAGCAAAAGAAUGAGGUGAAGAGGUAUGAAGCUUGGCGUGUAUAUGGUGCAUUGAUGCGUGCAGCGGGUUUGUGCUUGCAUGAUCGUCUUAAGAUCCUGCCCGGUUUACUGACUCCGCCAGCUCGACCAAUCUUGAAGAGCAAUGGCAAGAUCGUGACAGGAAUGGCAAACAAACGCAAGGCAAGCAGUGACAGCUUGAUGCAGCAGCAACCACCACUCAAGAAAAUGACCACUGAGGCUGGUGCAGUGGGGAUGAUGUCAAUGAAUCCCAUGCAAGGCGGCAGAUUCCCCCCAUCGCUAGUGGCCUCAGGGAUGAUGGGCGGUGUAACGUCAAUUUCUCGACAGUUACCGGUUCUGGGUGAGAAUAUGGCAGGAGCCGUGAGGGAUGCUGGAGCAAAAACAUCAUCCCUCGUCCUUGCUCAAGCAUGGAAGGACGAUAUGAGUGCCGGCAAUUUGCUGGCUUCACUCUUUGAGCUCUUUGGUGAAAGAAUGUUCUCUUUCACCCCCAAACCUGAGUUGUCCUUUUUCUUGUGAUUCUUUAGUGGAAUUUUUAUGUAAAUUAAUCGUCGUCUGAAACAGAAUGACCAAUUUACAAUGUCACAGGUGUACUGGAAAUGUGUAAUAGAAAUUUUGAAUUGAAGAUCAGAAGUCAAUAAUGGGUUUAUUGACAUGGUGUUUCUUAACCUCCUCUUUUAACCCAUUUUCAUCUCCAUAUGGAUGUUAUAUCUUAUUUACCAGAGCUUCAAUUAAGUAACUAAAAGCAUAGGAAUAGAGAUUAUAAUUUUACAACUCGAGGAGCUUCACAAUCAAUACACAGCAACAUUGCAGGAGGAAACCUCUCCAUCUCAAGAAUAAACCAAAAGAGGGGAACA
This is a messenger RNA of Linum tenue, 2217 nucleotides long. Lineage: Eukaryota; Viridiplantae; Streptophyta; Magnoliopsida; Malpighiales; Linaceae. The record is from the annotation of a GenBank genome assembly.